This is a messenger RNA of Leishmania braziliensis MHOM/BR/75/M2904, 438 nucleotides long. RefSeq names its product ferredoxin, 2fe-2s-like protein. Gene Ontology annotation, biological process: P450-containing electron transport chain. The coding region runs from base 1 to 438 and encodes 145 amino acids. Gene Ontology annotation, cellular component: mitochondrion. The record is from RefSeq and is a predicted model, not a curated record. Gene Ontology annotation, molecular function: 2 iron, 2 sulfur cluster binding. Lineage: Eukaryota; Euglenozoa; Kinetoplastea; Trypanosomatida; Trypanosomatidae. The transcript has a single exon.
AUGCGUCGUUAUUCCUCGCUUCGCCCGACUGGCGUCUUGCUGCGGCCUCCUCUCAUCCCUGUCGGUACUCUUUGUACCCCGCGUACGUCGUACAGCACACCCGGCAAGGUGAAGGUCUGUGUUAAGACGCAGGAUGGCACUCUAUGCGACUUCGAGGCGCCAGCUGGCAUGUCUCUGAUGCAUGCGAUUCGCGAUGUAGCAAAGCUGGAGAUGGAUGGAGCCUGCGAUGGCUGCGCGCAGUGCUCGACUUGUCAUGUGUAUCUUUCCAAGUCAUGCUUCAAGAAGCUUGGGAAACUCUCUGAGCAGGAGCAGGACAUCCUCGACAAAGCACUCGACCUCAAGGACACGUCCCGGCUCGCAUGCCAAAUCAUCCUCACCCCUGAUAUGAGUGGCUUAGAGGUGGCGCUUCCAAGGAGUGUCACAAACCUACUCCUGUGA